Strongylus vulgaris is the source of this 450-nucleotide messenger RNA. The record is from the annotation of a GenBank genome assembly. NCBI's taxonomy places the organism in Eukaryota, Metazoa, Nematoda, Chromadorea, Rhabditida, Strongylidae.
GUGUCGACACCCGGUUUGCGUCGACCAAUGUCUGCUUGGGAGCGGAUGAUGGUAGACCGAGCUAGGGAGCAAAUGAGUCGGCAGCGUCGGCCUCCAAUAAACGGUUCUUCGGCCAUUGUCGAAGCCGUAUUAAACGAGGACAUCAUUCGGUUUUGCGGAGAAAAUGUUCUAGUAUUUUCUUCGCUUGAGCGGUUACCACUCAAAGUCACCGACUAUGAUCCCAACAAAGUAACGAGCAAGUUCGACUUACCAAAACGACAAGAAGAGAAAAGUCUGCUAAUUGAUGCAUCGAAAGCUGCUCCGAACAUGAAGAGUCGCCUUCGUUCGCCAUCAACAGAUAUGAGAUCUCGCUCAAAAAACGGACUCGCCCGCAACGCGCUUGCCAAAUCCAUCAAUCCCACUCCUUCCGCAGUGCUAUAUCCAAAAGCUCGCGGUCUUGUCGGCAAGUAG